Messenger RNA from Penaeus monodon (black tiger shrimp), 2028 nucleotides. RefSeq names its product cyclin-dependent-like kinase 5 (gene Cdk5). Gene Ontology annotation, molecular function: cyclin-dependent protein serine/threonine kinase activity; ATP binding. NCBI's taxonomy places the organism in Eukaryota, Metazoa, Arthropoda, Malacostraca, Decapoda, Penaeidae. The transcript has 7 exons. Gene Ontology annotation, biological process: synaptic vesicle transport; neuron apoptotic process; protein phosphorylation. The record is from RefSeq and is a predicted model, not a curated record. The coding region runs from base 29 to 919 and encodes 296 amino acids. Gene Ontology annotation, cellular component: cytoplasm; nucleus.
AUUUUCGGGGACACAAGCCGUCGUCAUAAUGCAGAAAUAUGAGAAAUUAGAAAAGAUUGGCGAAGGUACAUAUGGCACUGUAUUUAAAGCAAAGAAUAGAGAAACACAAGAAAUCGUAGCACUGAAAAGAGUUCGUUUGGAUGAUGAUGAUGAAGGUGUACCAUCAUCUGCACUUCGGGAGAUUUGCUUAUUAAAAGAACUGAAGCACAAGAACAUUGUACGUCUGCAUGAUGUGCUACACUCCGAUAAAAAGCUGACGUUAGUUUUUGAGCAUUGUGACCAAGAUCUCAAGAAAUAUUUUGACAGUCUCAAUGGUGAAAUAGAUCCAGACAUAGUAAAAUCUUUCAUGUAUCAACUUUUACGAGGACUUGAGUUUUGUCAUAGUAGAAACGUUCUUCACCGAGACCUGAAACCCCAAAAUCUUCUCAUCAAUAAGAAUGGUGAGUUAAAGCUGGCUGAUUUUGGUUUAGCCAGAGCCUUUGGUAUACCUGUACGUUGUUAUUCUGCGGAAGUUGUGACACUCUGGUAUCGACCUCCAGAUGUACUCUUCGGAGCCAAGUUAUAUAAUACUUCAAUCGACAUGUGGUCUGCUGGCUGUAUCUUUGCUGAAUUGGCCAACGCUGGCCGACCACUGUUUCCUGGAAGCGACGUGGACGACCAGCUCAAGCGCAUCUUUAAGCUCUUGGGCACGCCUACCGAGGACACCUGGCCUGGCAUGACUUCACUGCCGGAUUACAAGACAUUCCCCCUCUACCAGCCCACAAUGACACUUGCUCAAGUCUGCCCAAAGCUGAGUAGCAAAGGAAGAGAUCUCUUACAGCGAUUGCUCAUCUGCAAUCCUGCAGUUCGAAUGAGCGCUGAAGAUGCGAUGGCUCACUCAUACUUUGCCGAUCUCUCAACUUCCAUUCGCAAUGGUUAGAGGCAGUAGAGACAAAGAAACUCCACUGGAUAAGUGAACAUGGGUGGAUAUAAGUUUAUCACAUUAUUGAAAGAUUAUUGUAAAAGAGAACUUUAUCUUUAUAUGAGUAGUGUAUAGGAAGACAAUAGAUUUGUAGGUUUUGAAGUUUCCGGGUUGGAAGAAAAUUGCCAAAAGACCUUUCUUAAUUAUGUUUUAUAUUGAAUGUAAUUGAAGAUGUUGUUUUGCCUUCUUCUUCUUCUUCUUCUUGUUCUUUGUCUUACCCUUUUUCAUCCCUUUCUUAUUUUAUUCUUUCUUAUAAGAGGUUGAGUUAUGAGGUAAUGAGAAAGUAUAUCCCCCCUCCUGUAUCAGGAACUGUGUGCGUCUCUAUGUGUGUGAUGUUUGGGACAUCUAGUGUGUCUUCUUAAUGUCAUUCUCAUUUUAAACACAACAGAAAAUAAAACUUAAGGGGACAGUCUAUGCAAUCUGUGGUAAGUAUUGUUAGUUUUGGUAAUACUGAGAUGUAUGCAUUUUUAUACUUUUCAGCCUAAUCUACCUGCCCCAAGCUUACUAAGCCGCUCUUGAGUUUCUGAAAGGUAUUUUACUCCUUUGAAUUUACUCCCCAAGAUUGAAAACUUUCUUUGAAAAAUUGGUUACUCUGCAGUGCUUUGUUCAUAUAUUGUAGCAUAUGUCGGGUAAGUUUUGAAGCUUAUAAAAUUUUGCAUGGAGUGAUACCAUUGUCAUAUACUUAUGGAAGUAUUUUAACAUGUAAGAUUUUUUUUUCCCCCUUUACAAGAAUAGUAAUUGAGCUGUUCCACAAAAUAUUAAGCUUUGACUUUUUCUUUUUUCUUUUUUUGUGUAUGUCUGGGAACUUUCAACCUUUAAAGAGAAGCCCUGGGCUUGCUAAGCUCACCCCCACCCCCACCUUUUACAGCCAGGAAGAGCUAAAACCUGUUCAAGCCGACCCAUCAGAAGGCAUGUUGUCUUACCGGACAGUGUUUAUUGUACUUUAUGUGUGUGUAUAAAUGCUCUUAUCCUUUUUGCAGACUUAGGAUAGCUUACAGUCCUUUAUAUAUUUCUCUUUAUGUAGGUAUGUGUACUUCAUAUGCAAAGAUUUUUUUUUUUUUUUUUUU